This is a messenger RNA of Ictalurus punctatus (channel catfish), 2081 nucleotides long. RefSeq names its product GMP reductase 2. The record is from RefSeq and is a predicted model, not a curated record. Gene Ontology annotation, biological process: nucleotide metabolic process. Gene Ontology annotation, molecular function: GMP reductase activity. NCBI's taxonomy places the organism in Eukaryota, Metazoa, Chordata, Actinopteri, Siluriformes, Ictaluridae. Gene Ontology annotation, cellular component: GMP reductase complex. The coding region runs from base 568 to 1614 and encodes 348 amino acids. The transcript has 12 exons.
CUGGCAACACGGAGGCAGUAGCGACAGUUUGUGGUUAAACAUGUCCUCGCUUUGUAGUCCGUGUACUGUAGACAGACCUCCCAACGAGUUCGCGAGGACAUUUUGGGGUUAUAAAACUACACUGCUUACAUCACUGUAGACCUCCAAGGCACAAAUAGCGCCUUUUUCAUGUCGCUUCCUGAACAAUAAGGCGAACCGCUUUCUCUAUUCAUCACAUUCUCCAGUGACACUGACAGCAGCACAAGCUGAAGCGUAAGAGAGUUUCUGGAGAACUUCUAAGGUACAAGAACACACUAGACAUAGCUUUUGCGAAUAAUAAUAAUAACGUCAUCAAGACUCUGGAGUAACACAAAUGUAACUAUGGGAAUUAUCUUGUGAUUUAACACAAGGACACCACAGGACUCCACAUGACUCCACAUGCCGCAAGACACUGAACCCCAAGUUGCUCCUGAUGGAGCGUGAGACAGUUUUCCUAUCUGUUUAAACAAAUAGGAGGCACAAAGGACACACUGCUACACAGUGCAGAGAUACUGUUUUCACACACACACAGAUACAGUAACAGCAGCCAUGCCUCGCAUCGAGAACGACAUCAAACUCGACUUCAAGGAUGUGCUCCUCCGUCCCAAACGCAGCACGCUCAAGUCCCGUAGUGAGGUGGACCUGAUGCGCAGCUUUACUUUCCGAAACUCAAAAGGCAGUUACAGAGGUAUUCCCAUCAUCGCUGCUAACAUGGACACGGUUGGAACCUUUGAGAUGGCCGUGGCACUGCAUUCGUUCUCACUUUUCACUGCCGUCCACAAACAUUACUGCGUAGACGACUGGAAAGAGUUUGCAGCGAAGCACCCAGAAUGCCUAGAGAGCGUGGCCGUCAGCACUGGAACAGGCGAGAAUGAUUUCGAGAGGCUCGCUGCUAUUUUGGCGGCUGUGCCUCAGAUACAGUACGUUUGUGUCGACGUAGCGAAUGGAUAUUCGGAGCACUUUGUGCAUUUUGUCAAGGACGUGAGGCAGAAGUUCCCUUCACACACCAUCAUGGCUGGAAACGUGGUCACGGGAGAGAUGGUGGAGGAGCUGAUUCUCGCUGGAGCUGACAUCAUUAAAGUGGGCAUCGGUCCAGGCUCAGUGUGUACAACCCGUAAGAAGACAGGUGUGGGCUACCCUCAGCUGAGUGCUGUAAUCGAGUGUGCUGAUGCUGCACAUGGCCUGGGUGGACACAUCAUCUCUGAUGGAGGAUGUACCUGUCCUGGUGAUGUCUCUAAGGCUUUUGGUGCGGGAGCGGACUUCGUGAUGCUAGGUGGAAUGUUGGCAGGUCACUCUGAGAGUGGGGGUGAGACCAUUGAGAAAAACGGCAAAAAGUACAAACUGUUCUACGGCAUGAGCUCCGAUAUGGCCAUGAAGAAGCACGCAGGAGGAGUAGCAGAGUACAGGGCGUCUGAGGGUAAGACAGUGGAGGUGUCCUAUAAAGGGCCAGUGGAGGUCACUGUGAAGGACGUACUGGGUGGUGUUCGCUCCACUUGCACCUACGUGGGAGCUGCAAAGCUGAAGGAGCUGAGUCGCCGUACCACCUUCAUUAGAGUGACUCAGCAACUCAACACUGUGUUUGGAAACAACGACUAACACAUUGCUGUUGCUCAUGAGUGCUGGUCUGGUCUGACAGAUUUACUGCAUUCAAUUAAAAAAAAGAGAUAAACUUGGCCAGAUUCAUGCAAAGGUUUAGAAUUUGCACAGAUUUUGUAGUCAUUCUGUAUUAGUCACCUGACAUUCACACACAAAUGCACACAGUGACAAACCUCACAGCUUUUCCUGCAGCAGUGUUAUGGUUGUGGCUGGCAAGGCUAAGAGAAAUUCACCUGCUUAGACUGCAUAUAAAGACUUUUAUCAUUUGAACAUUUUUAUCGUUACUAGUAGUGUUUCUUAAAUUUAAUUCUCCAGGAAAUAUUCAAGAUCAUAUAUAAAACCCCAAACUGGACCAAAACUCAGACAACAAUUGUUGCCAUUCCACUUAGUUUAGUAUAAAUAAUGUUUUAUAAAUAUCCUCUAUGCACUGAUGAAUAAAGCAGACGACUGUCAUCUUGGUACUGCAA